UAAAAUUAUUAUAUUUGCAACUAAGUUACUUUUCUUCGUCGUAAAAGUGAACAGUUUGCAAUCUAAAGCAAUUCUAGACUUGUGAUAAUAAAUUUUUUCAACCAUUGUAAUCGGCAAACUGCACCUGCGAGAUUCUAUUUGAAGUCCUACAUAGUGCAAUCUUCAACAAAGUAGGGACACCAAAUACCAUUGCCGAAUUUCGGGUUUGUGUAUUAUCACUUAACCAUUGUUAAUAUGUAAUGGCGUUAGUGAGCAGUGAUUAAAAUGCGUUUUUCUUGGCAUAAAUAUGAACUCACCUCAAAUAUGAUUUUUCGUGAACGAUUACAGUUGUGAAAAACUAACGAGAGCUAUUGGUAAAGCAUUAAAGAUUGGCUGACUCAUCACCAUUCAGAGAUCUGCGGUGUAAAACUAUGCCAACACCUAGUAAUAGUACCAGUAAAACCAGCAGUGGCAGCAGUUGCAGUACCAAAACGAAAGAAAUGUUUAUCGUCCGUGCUUUGGAGAAGAUUCUGGGUGAUAAGGACAUCAAACGGUCCCAUCACUCGCAGCUGAAGCGUGCUUGCGACACGGCUCUCGAGGACAUCAGAGAGGAACUGAAGGAAGCCGGCCAGAGCGAACACAAUGGUGAAGUUCCGGUUCCGUCGGCUGCGUUGCCGUUGCCGAAAAACGACUCGGCAAAUAUCAUCAACGCCGAGAAGUACUUUCUACCGUUCGAGUUGGCCUGCCAGAGCAAAACACCCCGCAUUGUGGUAACGGCACUAGAUUGCUUGCAAAAACUUAUUGCCUACGGUCAUCUUACUGGCAACAUUCCGGAUUCGGCGAAUCCGGGCAAGUUUUUAAUCGAUCGUAUCGUGACGACGAUCUGCAACUGCUUCAUGGGACCGCAAACAGAUGAGGGCGUACAGCUGCAGAUCAUUAAGGCAUUACUUACGGUUGUAACCUCCCAGUAUGUUGAGGUUCAUGAGGGUACAGUGCUGCAGGGAGUACGGACUUGCUACGACAUUUAUCUUUCUAGCAAAAAUCUGAUCAAUCAAACUACUGCAAGAGCCACUUUGACGCAGAUGUUGAAUGUAAUUUUCACCCGAAUGGAAAAUCAAGCUUAUGAAUACUUAGCUAACGGUAGCAUGGUAUCCGCCUCAGCUGCAGUGUCGCCAGCUGCACCUGCGGGGUCGGAAGAAGUACCGGCGACAGAGGAAAAACACCCAGAUUACGACAUGGUGCGUUCAAUUGUGGAAGAGAUCGUAGACAAUGUGAUUGCCGCUGCGGCAGAAGAAACUGGUAAAACUGUUCCAGUGAACAUGGAAGGCGAUGUGGUUGAAACGAGUAGCAUUGGAGGAAUCUCCAAUGGAGGUACGGAUAGUACCUCUAUGGCAAGAGUACCGUCGCAGGAAAGCAUGGAAGUAACCAGUGAGAAUGAUAGUAUCGUAACAGCCAAAUUCACACACAUUCUACAAAAGGAUGCUUUUCUGGUAUUUCGAGCAUUGUGCAAACUUUCGAUGAAACCCCUGCCCGAAGGACAUCCGGACCCGAAAUCGCAUGAACUGCGAUCAAAAAUCCUAUCGUUACAUUUGCUACUAUCAAUCCUGCAGAAUGCCGGGCCGGUGUUCCGCUCGAAUGAGAUGUUUAUUAUGGCCAUCAAGCAGUACUUGUGCGUUGCUCUUUCUAAAAACGGCGGCAGUUCGGUUCCAGAAGUAUUUGAACUAUCCUUGUCGAUUUUUGUUGCUCUGCUGUCCAACUUCAAAACACAUCUGAAAAAGCAAAUCGAAGUCUUCUUCAAGGAGAUUUUUCUUAACAUCUUGGAAGCAUCCAGUUCAUCCUUUGAGCACAAAUGGAUGGUCAUUCAAGCUCUAACUCGAAUCUGUGCCGACGCCCAAAGUGUUGUGGAUAUUUAUGUAAACUAUGAUUGCGAUUUCUCUGCUGCCAAUCUGUUCGAACGUCUCGUUAAUGAUCUAUCCAAAAUAGCUCAAGGUCGGCAAGCACUGGAACUGGGAACUUCAGUAAAUCAGGAAAAAUCAAUGCGUAUCCGAGGCUUGGAAUGUCUGGUUUCGAUUCUCAAGUGUAUGGUAGAAUGGAGUAAAGAUUUGUAUGUAAAUCCGAAUUCGCAAACUUCUUUGGGAGAUCCACCACCACCGACUUCAUCGUCGGCCGUACCGGUUAAAAAUUCAGACGAUGGGCCAGAUCCCUUUAAAUCUCACGGAGGAUCAAGCUUGAGUAUCAAUUCAGUUGGCAGUACGAACACAUCAGGUGGAAAUCGAGAAGUCUUGGAUCUUCCGGAGGAACUGGAAGAACGGAAGCAACGAAAAGAGGUGAUGGAAACUGGAAUCGAAAUGUUCCACAGAAAACCGAAAAAGGGAAUACAGUUCUUGCAGGAACGAGGUUUGCUAGGAGUAACAGUAGAAGACGUUGCCAAAUGGUUACACGAAGAGGAACGAUUAGAUAAAACACAGGUUGGCGACUAUUUGGGAGAAAAUGACGAACAAAGCAAGGCUGUGAUGUGCGCCUAUAUCGAUGCCAUGAACUUCGCCGAUUUGGAUAUCGUGGCAGCAUUGCGAUACUUUUUGGAAGGUUUCCGUCUUCCGGGUGAGGCGCAAAAGAUUGAUCGUCUGAUGGAGAAAUUCGCUAGUAGAUAUUGCGACUGUAAUCCAAACAACACAUUGUUCGCUUCGGCCGACACCGUGUAUGUACUGGCUUUUUCGGUAAUCAUGCUAACAACGGAUCUACAUUCGCCACAGGUGAAACAUAAGAUGACUAAAGAGCAGUAUAUCAAGUUGAAUCGCGGUAUAAGUGAUAACAAAGAUCUACCGGAAGAGUAUCUCUCUCAGAUCUACGAUGAAAUAUCCGGACAUGAAAUCAAAAUGAAGAACACGGUGGCCAGUAAGCCUGGUAAACAGAUUAUCGUAAACGAAAAGAAGCGGAAGCUAUUAUGGAACGUCGAAAUGGAAGCACUAUCGACGACAGCAAAGAAUCUUAUGGAAUCUGUUUCGCACGUGAAGGCUCCAUUCACCUCUGCCAAACAUCUAGAACACGUUAGACCUAUGUUCAAAAUGGCUUGGACGUCGUUUUUGGCGGCAUUUUCCGUUGGUUUGCAGGACUGUGAUGACCCUGAAAUAGCCAGCCUCUGCUUGGAUGGAAUCCGUUGUGCUGUGCGGAUCGCCUGCAUCUUCCAUAUGACUCUGGAGCGUGAUGCUUACGUGCAGGCACUUGCUCGCUUCACUUUACUGACCGCAAACUCCCCGAUUAAUGAGAUGAAGGCUAAGAAUAUCGAUACAAUAAAGACACUAAUUAUGGUUGCACAUACCGAUGGGAAUUAUCUGGGUUCAAGCUGGUUGGACAUUGUAAAAUGUAUUUCUCACCUAGAACUAGCUCAGCUAAUCGGUACCGGUGUAAGACCGGAAUUCCUUUCUGGGCCUGCAUCGCAUCGUGAUACAUUGGAUCCAUCAGCAAAGGAACACAUCGGGGAGACCAGCUCGCAGAGCAUCGUUGUCGCUGUGGAUCGAAUUUUUACCGGAUCGAUUCGGCUGGACGGUGACGCAAUUGUAGAUUUUGUCAAGGCUUUGUGCCAAGUAUCACUAGAUGAGCUCACCCGACCGCAGCCACGAAUGUUCUCACUGCAGAAGAUUGUGGAAAUUUCUUACUACAAUAUGGGCCGUAUUCGUCUGCAAUGGUCUCGAAUCUGGCAGAUUUUGGGAGAACACUUCAACGCCGUCGGAUGCAACAGUAACGAAGAAAUAGCGUUCUUUGCAUUGGAUUCACUGCGCCAACUUUCGAUGAAAUUCAUCGAAAAGGGAGAGUUUACAAAUUUCCGUUUCCAGAAAGAUUUCCUGCGACCAUUCGAGCAUAUUAUGAAGAAGAACUGUUCACCGGCCAUUCGCGAUAUGGUAGUGCGUUGUGUAGCUCAGAUGGUCAACUCUCAAGCUCACAACAUAAAGUCUGGAUGGAAGAACAUCUUUUCGGUGUUCCAUUUAGCGGCCGGAGACCACGAUGAAGCGAUUGUAGAGCUAGCUUUCUUAACGACGGGAAAAAUCAUUACAGAUUUGUACCAAUCACAAUUCCCAAUUAUGAUAGAUUCGUUCCAGGACGCAGUUAAGUGUUUGUCGGAGUUUGCCUGCAAUGCCAAAUUUCCUGAUACCAGCAUGGAAGCUAUACGACUCGUGAGAACUUGUGCUCUUUGUGUGAACGAUGCGCCUAAUUUAUUCGCUGAGCACGCUGGUAUGGAAAAUGACAUUUCCGUCUCGGAAGAAGAUCGUGUGUGGGUUCGAGGUUGGUUUCCAAUGCUCUUCUCGUUGUCUUGCGUUGUCAAUCGCUGUAAACUGGAUGUCCGGACGCGAGGUCUUACCGUGCUUUUUGAGAUUGUCAAAACUCAUGGCGAUGCCUUUAAGCCAAAUUGGUGGCGGGAUUUGUUCAACAUCCUGUUUCGGAUUUUUGAUAACAUGAAAUUGCCCGAACAUCAUACGGAGAAGGCCGAGUGGAUGACAACUACCUGUAAUCAUGCCUUGUACGCCAUCAUCGACGUAUUCACGCAGUAUUUCGACAUUCUCGGUCCGAUGCUGCUGGCCGAUUUGUACUGUCAGUUGCAUUGGUGCGUUCAACAAAAUAAUGAACAGCUGGCCCGGUCUGGAACAAAUUGUCUGGAGAAUUUGGUUAUUUCGAACGGAUUAAAAUUCAAUGAGGAAACUUGGGAUAAAACAUGCCAGUGCAUGUUGGACAUUUUCAAUAGCACACUUCCUAAUGAGCUGCUCUACUGGAAGCCUGAUCCGAACCCUCAAAAUUAUCAGAACACGUCAUAUUCUGUACAGCAGAACGGGGACAUCCCCCGUCAUGGCAUAUUGAAACGUUCCCCUUCGCAACAUUCUGUUUAUAGUCAAUCGGAGCUGCAGGAUCACCCUUCGAAAGUAACAGAUUUUAAUCAAACUUCCGUCCUGUUCUCUAAUCUGUUAAUCAAAUGUGUAGUACAGUUAGAGUUGAUACAGACGAUUGACAACAUAAUAUUCUUUCCCGCUACAUCCCGGAAAGAGGAUGCAGAAACGCUUGCCCAGGCGGCCGCCGAAUUGUCUUACAGCUCUGGAACCACUAUUGGCAGCAGUUCUACACUCAACCAGUCGCUUUCAACUGAAGAAUGCCAACGGGAAGAGCAAGGAAUGUACAGCUACCUGAAUACGCCCCAUUUGUUGCAGCUAAUCGACUGUUUGCUGCAAAGCCACCGGUUUGCGAAGAAGUUCAAUUCCAACCACGAUCAGCGCAAUGUACUCUGGAAGGCUGGAUUCAAGGGUUCACUGAAGCCGAAUUUGCUGAAGCAGGAAACUCAGUCGCUGGCUUGCGUGCUGCGAAUACUAUUCAAGAUGUACAGUGAUGAGAGCCGACGGCGGGACUGGCAGGACAUUGAAAAACGCUUGAUAGCCGUGUGUACGGAAGCGUUCGACUACUUUCUGUCGUUGCAAAGUGAACCGCAUCGUGAUGCGUGGACAUCGUUGCUGCUGUUGGUACUGACUCGAUUGCUGAAGAUGCCGGAUUCGAGGUUCGCUGCACACAUCUCCAGCUAUUACGUGCUUAUGUGCGAUUUAAUGUGCUUCGAUUUGAAACCGGAACUGCGAACGGUGCUGCGGCGAGUAUUCCUACGUAUCAGCCCCGUCUUCGGUAUCUCCGGCCCGGGCAGCAGCACAGCUACCUAGUAUCAGCGAAUAAGUGGUGCGCCUGUGCGGACUUUUCCACCGGCUACACAUAGCCAACGCUAUUGGGAGCGAGAACUUCAGCGACCCUAUCCCCGGGUUCAUCAGCAUCAGCUUUUGUCAGCCUUCCAUGGCCGACGAAAUUCUGUGAAAAGAGACUGGGUCAAUAAUAGUUCUAAUGUUUGUAAUAGUUGUCAUUAUCAGUUUAACACAAGUACGACCGUUGUUGGAAAACGGGAAGAUAGAAGGCACCUCUGCUCAGAUGUUGAUUGUGCUUAUCAGCAACAGUAGCGAUGAAAAAAUAUACCUUUAAAAAUAUGGUUGUAGUCAUUUCGUACUGGGAUUUUCACUAUUUUUUUUGUAAUUGUUGUGCAUAUGUUAAUUUUACCUUAAAAGGCUUUUAUUUAAUAUUAGAUUAUUAAAAACUUUGAAUGUGAGGCUGCUGUGAGCAAAUCGGCAACUCGAUCCCAAUUGCUGUACGAUGUGUCGCUUUUAAUAAAGCUAAAAAAUUCUUUUCAGUGGACCAUUUUCGUUUGAAACAAUAAUAAAGCUGAGUUGGGUUUAACUCCAGCCCGUUGUGUUAUUUUCUAUGUUCUGUAGGAAAAGUUUCUAGUUUUUACUUCUUUCGACUAAGUCAAUAAACCUGAACCGGCAAAAAACAAAUCAAAGUUAAAUUCGUACUAAACACUAUUUGUUUUGCUGUAAUAAAUCCUGUUGUUUCACAAACACUGCUGUAGUCACAUGUGUCCAAUAGUAGGUACUAGCGAUUGAUUUCAAACUUACACAGGUCGUUGAAUAGUAUUUAGUAGAUUAGCUGAAAAAUCUAUUACUAAAAGACCUACUGAACUGAUCAAAUCUGAUCUGUAGUAUCAAUAAAUAAAGAAAAUGAGAAAGAAACAUAGGGUAGUUGCUUCAUACAUAGGUACUGCUGAAAUAGUAACAGCAAAAGAAGAUGAAAAGUGCUGAAGUAAUUCGGUAGGUCAUAAUGAAGUUUUCUUAUAUGCCCUAUAGACUCUAGAUAAUAAAAACCAACACAGAUUCAAACACUAUUCAUACAAGAUAAAGUAGAUGCAAUAGAGUAAUAAUGAUGAUUAUUAUUACUAAUAAAAUACCAUAUUUAUAGUCAGGAUGUGUUACUGAUAGAGAAGACAGAUAAGCUAACAUGUAACAGACGUAUGAGAAAACUGCACCGUUAGCCAGAGUUUAUCCCUUUAUUUUUCAGUUUGUUUGGUAAAAACAGCAAAAAGACAAAAUGAGUCGAUCACCUUAACAUACAAUUGAAAAAGUAUGUAGGAAAAUCUAAAACUUUUUUGCUAUGAAGCACACAAUGGCGAUUAUACAGUAUAUUAUACAUUUACAUGCAUAUUAGAUAUCAUGAAAUAAAAAGCUGGCAAAAAUAA
Messenger RNA from Sabethes cyaneus, 7066 nucleotides. RefSeq names its product brefeldin A-inhibited guanine nucleotide-exchange protein 1 (gene Sec71). Gene Ontology annotation, molecular function: guanyl-nucleotide exchange factor activity. The coding region runs from base 411 to 5669 and encodes 1752 amino acids. The record is from RefSeq and is a predicted model, not a curated record. Gene Ontology annotation, biological process: regulation of ARF protein signal transduction. The transcript has 3 exons. NCBI's taxonomy places the organism in Eukaryota, Metazoa, Arthropoda, Insecta, Diptera, Culicidae.